GUGCACAUGUAAACAAACCAAAGUGCCAAGAAAAAAGCAACAGUUCCCGGCUUCCAACGAACCUUCAUAAUCUUUUUAUUCUUUGUUAUUUAUUAUCAAUUUGACGUAUUAAAAUUUGAGGUUUUUUUUGGAGGGUUUCGACAAGCUAGACAUUAUUUUAGGAGCCAUCAUGUUGGAUAUUGAUGUCCAGAGAUUUCUACAGGUCAUAAAGACGAAGGGAGUCAUGAGCGAGGAAGAUGUUGUCCGAGAAGUGGUUUCUAUCUUUGGGGACAAUUGUACAAUGAGCCUGAUAGAGAUGAUCAACAAAAGACUGGAACCAUUCAACAUGACGAUCAAAUCAGCGAUUUGCGAACUCACUGGCAGAAAAUACUGGGUCUUCACAGCUAAUGUUAUUGAUAAAGUAAUGAAAUAUCCAGGGCAGUUCACCGAGGUGCAGUUAGAGUUCAUCAGAAAAGUUUUCAGUGAGAUUAUUAAUUCUGAUGAUGGAUAUGUUUCCACUAUGAAUUGCAUCAAUGUGAGAUCACAGAUGAUCGGGAAAUUCUCGCCCACUCAGGCUGAGCGCAUGCUGAAUGUGAUGGCUGAGCAGAUGUGGGUGUAUCACCAGAAUGGAAAGGUUUAUAUAGGAGUCAGAAGUAUAGGAGAACUAAUGCAAUAUUUCAAAGACUGCUAUGCAGAUGGUCUCAACGUGUGCUCGAUGUGCAAGGACACCUUAUUUCACGGACACAAAUGUGAAGAGUGUGAUGCUGCCAAUCACUUGUACUGUCUUGCAAAAGCAUUCAAAUAUCAGAAAAAUCUAAAGUGUUUAAGAUGUGAAACUCCAGUGAACGCGCAAAACUUACCAGAGGUCGAAGAAGAUUAUUCAAUGGAUGUAGAAGUGGAUGAUGACGUGCCGGUUAAGCCUCGUAACACUCACAAGCCUCGCAAGUCUCAGAAAAGAAGUUGAUGAUUCAAGAAACAUUAAUGAAAGGACCCUAUGUACGCUGAAAAGCGUAACUUCAGACCAAGAUCCACGUUUACCUUGCGGUGUUCAAACCAUGAUAAGUCCCGUUAGAACCUCGCAUCAUGCCCCAGACUGAAAGAGGUGAAAAGAGAC
Diachasmimorpha longicaudata is the source of this 1093-nucleotide messenger RNA. It is a transcript of the gene Nse1, whose product is annotated as non-structural maintenance of chromosomes element 1 homolog. The record is from RefSeq and is a predicted model, not a curated record. Gene Ontology annotation, molecular function: ubiquitin-protein transferase activity. Lineage: Eukaryota; Metazoa; Arthropoda; Insecta; Hymenoptera; Braconidae. Gene Ontology annotation, biological process: double-strand break repair via homologous recombination. Gene Ontology annotation, cellular component: Smc5-Smc6 complex; nucleus. The coding region runs from base 170 to 943 and encodes 257 amino acids. The transcript has 6 exons.